This is a messenger RNA of Lagopus muta (rock ptarmigan), 4242 nucleotides long. It is a transcript of the gene CREM, whose product is annotated as cAMP responsive element modulator. Gene Ontology annotation, molecular function: RNA polymerase II cis-regulatory region sequence-specific DNA binding; protein binding; DNA-binding transcription factor activity, RNA polymerase II-specific. Gene Ontology annotation, cellular component: ATF4-CREB1 transcription factor complex; nucleus. Gene Ontology annotation, biological process: regulation of transcription by RNA polymerase II. The record is from RefSeq and is a predicted model, not a curated record. NCBI's taxonomy places the organism in Eukaryota, Metazoa, Chordata, Aves, Galliformes, Phasianidae. The transcript has 3 exons. Bases 3229 to 3660 code for a protein of 143 amino acids.
UUUAUAUGAAACAUUUAUUCUUACUAGACUUUUAGUUUUGCGUUCACAGUAUUGCACUAUGAGAUGUUGUUGUAUAUAUGUACCAGGAUAGAAGAGAGUCUUAGAAGAAGACUGAGUUUCUCUCUUUGGGAAAGCAGCCAUUUAUGUGGAUCAAAAAAGCUACUAUGAGAAGGAAAUACCAGGAUAAAAUUACCCUCUGCUUUUAAUUUCCUUGUCCAGACUUCAAGCGACAUGUUUAAUUGAAGUAAAGACACUUUUGUAGACUUCCUCAUCAUCUCAGUUCAAACUGUAUCUCGUUUAAUACAUGAAACUUUUUUUUUUUUCAGCAUUUUCAGUCUUCAUACAAUGCAGGUUCUGAAGUUACUUGGAAGUCUGUAAGGCUAUUUUUAGGGCAGAAUUUCCUUGCAACUUUUAACUUUCUGUAAUUAAAAAGGAGAUCCUGUCUUGAAGCUAAUUUUCUCCCUGAGUUUUUCUACUUUUUAGGCUCUGUAAAAUAUACACAUGUGAAUUAGUGAAUUCUCAAGCCUUCCUUUAGUUUAUCCAGAGUUUUCUUUCUGUUCACUGUUUCCACUCCUUCAGAAGGGCUGAAGGAGAUCUGAACAAAGCAUAUCUUGGAUUCUGACCAAUACCAAGGAAAGUGAAGUUGGGGUUUUAAGUUACUUUCAGGAAAUUUUCUGGAAUCAGGUACAAGGUCUUCUCUUCUGUAUAGAGACAUGAAAAUAUUGGCUGCUAUGGAGCCGUAUGCUAAGUAGGUAUUCAGAGUGGAUAAAGGUUAUUGACUACAUACUGAUGGAUACAGAAUCUUCUAGUCCAACUUCCUUGCAUUGGGCAGGGAUACUUCCUACUGGAGUGGGUUGCCCAAAGCUCAGGCCUUGUACAGCUCCAGGGAUGUUCCACCACUCCACUGGUGACCUGUUCCAGUGCCUCCCUGUUCUCUGAGUAAACAUUUUCUCCUUUGGAUCUAAUCUGAACCUACCUUGUUUUAGUCUGAGAUAAACGGAGAAGUCUGGGUUAAGAAUUUUUUCACCGUAGUGUGGGUGUUUAGAGUAAGUUUUGUCUUUAAGUGGAUGUUUUUCUUUCUUUGCUGUGAAGGAAGCUCAGGAUGUAAAUAAAGCUAAGAGCUUGUAAAUACUUGAACUUGUUGAGAAUGUACUAAAUAGUUGUAGCAAACCUGAUUUGUUUUUUUCUGUUUUUUCUGGUUAAUUAUUUGCUGAAAUACAAUGUCUUUCUAAUACUUUUAAAAAGCAUUUCAAGCUAAGUUUAAGAGUAAUAUGAAGAACUCUGAAAUGAAAUGUUAGCCUUCACAAUGCAUACAGUAUUGUUCUAUCUGCCUGAAGUGUUACCAGGAAUGUGUUCUCAGCAAAGCCUAAAGACCCAAAUUUGUUUUUUCUCCAUCCACAUUUCCCAUUCUGGCAGUGGAACAUUUUUGAGUGUCUCACUUGCAAUGGAAGCUUUCAAAAUGGAUUCAGAGACGGUUACUGAAUAGCUGCUGCCUGUUUCUGGAAGCUUCUAGAUAGUUACAACUAAAUUAAUUUGUUGUCUGUUCAUGUAUAGAGAAGUUGAAUUUUUCUAGCGUUUGCUAGAGUUCAUUUUGCCCAAACUCUGAUGCUUUAGUGAGGCUUACAGUUGUUGACAUAGAAGAAAAAUUCUAGAUAAAAUAUAAAGGAAAAUAUUCCCAAGGAAUACUAAGUGGUCAUGAGCUCUGAAAGAGGUUUCAAAUUAUUAUACAGUCUGGUACUGAAAAAUCAUUUGGAGCUAAAAAAAAAAAGUAUGAAAAUGCCUGAAAAUGUUUAAGCUAAGAGAGAUGUUCUGCUAAGCACAUAUCAUCAGCAAACCUGAGUUACUUGCAGUGGAGUGAAACAAUGGGCUGGCAGGUCCUUACUGCGGGUCAUGUUGCUUGGUAUGUCAGAAAGUCUGUAGGUAUAUAAUUGAUGAACAUCUGUUGUCAGUGCACUCUUGGUGGUUCCCUGUAUGCCUGAUAAGGUGAUAGCGUAGCUUAUGAUAGAAAAACAACAUUCUGCUUUUCACCUUCAACCUGCGCUUGAUAUUUUUCUGAAGACUUGUGAUGAAAUUGAAGGAUGAAUAUAAAAGGGCAGAGGUCCCUGGGUGAACCAACUGUGGUACUUUGUUAGCUGCCCAUUUACGUUCAUUGGAAAAACAGGGCAGUUCUGAUGUCAUGAUGGUUUCCUAAAACAGAUCCAAGGUUUUUCUGCCAGCUGAAGGAAGUCAAGUGUGUAACUAUUAGUGAAAAUGAGUUUUGGAAAGUUGCAUCAAAUGGUAUUCUGUGGAUCGAGGUGUGUUUCCUUAAUGUGAAAUAUUUGAGAGAUCUGUGGCUGGUACUUCUGGUGUACUUCAGUUCUGAUGUUCUGUUCACGUGACACUGAAGCAGUCCCAGGAUGACGAGGAGAAUCCUUCAUUGCACCGAUGCUUUCAUUUUUGCUGUCCUCGGCGUAGUUCCACGGCUGAUGAAUUGCCAGUCUAAAUUGGUUUAUCACAGACAAGGGCUGUGCUCUGUGUGCAGGAAAGUACCUGAACUGUGGGUUUGAAGCUGAGAUGCUUGUUCAUUGAUUUAUUUAUUUUCAUAAGCCAGCCAGUUCCCUUGCACUUUUUGAAGAAGGAGGGGAUAGGUGAAGGGGUUGCCCUUCUUCAGGGUUACUGUUCUGCCUGAUAGAGCAUCUGAAAUCCCUGGAGUUUUUUUCAGUCUCUUCUGAAGCUUUAAUUGAACUGAAAUGAGUGGGCUGUGGUCUUCCCCUCCCUUUCCCUUCCUCCCCCCGAGGAGCUGUAUGUAGCCUUUCAUUUACGGAUUUGUUACAGCUUGUUAAGCUCUCCUGUCUUACAUGUCUGUCGGAGUUCUGCCUUCUGGUGGAGCUGCUCGAACCAAAACAAUUGCACGUGUCCCUUUAAAAUUUCCCUGUUUGCUGUCCAAUUGUGAUUUAAUCCUUUUGAAUCAUUUAUGAGUUCUGGAGUCACUUUUAAUUUCUGUCAGUCGGUUCUGUGUAUCUUGGUCUAGUUUUACAGCCAGCUCUGUGGUGAGUGCUUUAUGUAUAAUUGAAGGGAGGAGAACAAAGCUAGGCUUACAGAAAUACGGAAGGGGGGGAAAAAAAAAAAAAUAAAAAAAAAUAAAAAACGUUUACUGGAAAAGCAGCAGUUGUUUGGGCUGCAGUUUCAGUGAGCUGUUCCAGUGACAGAGCAUAUUAAUGACAGUGGUAGGCAAGUGAGGUCACUGUGAUGUCAGUGCUCUUGCUUGUAAUCCCGCACAUGCUUGCUAGUUUGGAACAGUUCAUGCUGAGCUCUGGGAGAGGAGCAGGAGAACUGUGCUUGCAGGGGCUGAGCAUGGCUGUUACAGGAGAUGAAACAGCUGCCACUGGAGACAUGCCAUCCUACCAGCUUCGGACUCCCACUACUAACUUACCUCAGGGAGUGGUAAUGGCAGCCUCACCAGGGGCUCUGCAUAGUCCUCAGCAACUGGCAGAAGAGGCAACGCGCAAGAGAGAGCUGCGGCUUAUGAAAAAUAGGGAAGCUGCUAAAGAAUGUCGACGUCGGAAGAAAGAAUACAUAAAAUGUCUGGAGAGUCGUGUUGCAGUGCUAGAAGUUCAGAACCAGAAACUUAUAGAGGAGCUUGAAACCCUUAAAGACAUUUGCUCUUCCAAAGCAGAUUAGUAAAAAUAUUUAUUAUACUGUGAACUGACCUAAAAUAUGUCCGGUUGCUUUAUAAGGCAAUACAAGGCCAAUAUGAAUUAUGGCUUUCUCUGUGUCAUUUAUAUUAUAUUCCAACUUCCAACAUUCCUGAAAUGCUUUCCUGCUUUUUGUCAAUUCAUAGCUCUGCUUACAGGUUUUCCACGUUCCACCCUUCCACCUCCCAAGGAGCCAAAUGGUUUAAACAAAAAAAAAAUCUAAGUGAAAAAACCCAUAAUUUCUAAGAGCUGUUUCUUUGCCAUAUAUUUACAUGCUACUUUUUACAUGUACUGCUAGUGUUCUGCACAUGCAAAAUAUUUUGCAGCUGUUUCAAAUGAAUCAAAGAUAAUGCAUCCGGUAAUAUGAGAAAAAUCAAAUAACUCAAGGUAUCUCAGGAAAGAGUUUAUAAAAGAAUGUUAUGAUUACAUGUAUGUAUUAGCAAACUGGUCUACAAAUGAUUUUAUGACAUAUUUUUAUAUUAGUUGCUUUGUGGAAAGAAAAAGUAUUGUAUUGCUAUCACUGAGUGCCAUGGCUAAAGAUAGUUUUUAAUAGAAUGAUGUUGUUUAA